This is a messenger RNA of Anoplopoma fimbria (sablefish), 1191 nucleotides long. It is a transcript of the gene socs4, whose product is annotated as suppressor of cytokine signaling 4. Gene Ontology annotation, cellular component: phosphatidylinositol 3-kinase complex. Gene Ontology annotation, molecular function: 1-phosphatidylinositol-3-kinase regulator activity. Lineage: Eukaryota; Metazoa; Chordata; Actinopteri; Perciformes; Anoplopomatidae. Gene Ontology annotation, biological process: intracellular signal transduction; phosphatidylinositol phosphate biosynthetic process. The record is from RefSeq and is a predicted model, not a curated record. The transcript has a single exon. The coding region runs from base 1 to 1191 and encodes 396 amino acids.
AUGUCAGAGAAGAAGCCACGAGGCUCCGACACGCGACCCAAAUCUGGCUUCCGCAGUUGGAGUGCAGACAGUUACGUUUGGCGGGGCAAGAAACGCUCCCGGAGCUCUCGCAACGGGUCGAGUCCCGGAGGGUUCGAGGCGGAGGCGACGGAGGAGCUGGGCGUCCGGUCGACUUCCUGUCCGAGGCGACGCAGAGAGAGAAAGUGCAGCUGCGGUGCUCUCGGCGAUGCUUUGACCUCCGCUGACAUUGAUGUGGUUUGUCGGAAAGCCUUGUCCCGACGCUCUCUGAGGCAGAAGUUUCAGGACGCUGUGGGCCAGUGUCUUCCUCUACGCUCUCACCACCACCACCACCAUCAUCACCACCACCUUCCGUCGGGCUCCUCGCGACCCUUCUCGGUGCUCUUCUGGUCCAAACGCAAGAUCCACGUCUCCGAGCUCAUGCAGGAUAAGUGUCCGUUCUCGCCCAAAUCCGAACUGGCCCGAUGUUGGCACCUUGUCAAGAAUCACGCCACCCACCCGAGUGUCCUCAAGGACAUGGAGGCUCCACUCAGACCCAAUGCCUCAUCCUCCUCCACCUCCCCAGCACAGACCCCUCUCUCCUGGGAGGACAUCUGCUGCUCUCCCGGGCCCGGAGGCACCAGUCUGGAGGACUGGGACCCUUCUUGUCCUCACGGGGGAGCGGAGGGCAGCUGUGGUCACACCGACUACAUCCUGGUCCCGGAUCUGCUUCAGAUCAACAACAGCUCCUGUUACUGGGGCGUGUUGAACCGCUUCGAGGCGGAGGAGCUGCUGGAGGGCAAACCGGAGGGCACGUUCCUGCUCCGGGACUCUGCCCAGGACGAGUUCCUCUUCUCGGUCAGCUUCCGCCGCUACAGCCGCUCGCUGCACGCACGCAUCGAGCAGAACAACAAGCGCUUCAGCUUCGACGUUCGCGACCCGUGCAUGUACCGGGACCCGAGCGUGACAGGACUGCUGAGACACUACAGCGACCCGAACACCUGCCUCUUCUUUGAGCCCCUCUUGUCCCGGCCGCUACCGAGGUCCUUCCCUUUCACCCUCCAGCACCUCUGCAGGGCGGUGAUCUGCAGCCGCACCACCUACCAGGGCAUGGACGACCUGCUGCUGCCUCCUCAGCUCAGGGACUACCUCCGACAGUACCACAUCAAGUGUGACGGGGCAUGUGCUGUGUGA